Molecule: messenger RNA, 825 nt
Organism: Purpureocillium lilacinum
Lineage: Eukaryota; Fungi; Ascomycota; Sordariomycetes; Hypocreales; Ophiocordycipitaceae
Source: RefSeq, a predicted model, not a curated record
AUGCCCACUGCCGAACCACUGCUCCGGGGCUCCGCUCUCGUCACCGGGGCCGCGUCCGGCAUCGGGUACGCGACGGCCCUCGCCUUCGCCCAGCACGGCAUCGCGCAGCUGGCGCUGGCCGACAUCAACCUCGACGCCCUCAACGCCUCCAUCCAGACCCUCCGCGAGAGCUGCCCGCACGUCGAGGUGCUGCCACUGCACCUCGACGUCCGCAAGCCCGACGAGGUCAGGGCCGGCGUGGCCCAGGCCGUCGCCCGCUUCGGCCGCCUCGACGUCGCCGUCAACAACGCCGGCGUCGGCGGCAGGGGCAUGCGCACCCACCAGAUCGACGAGGACGAGUGGCAGCGCGUCAUCGACAUCAACCUCAAUGGUGUGUACCGCUGCCAGAAGGAGGAGCUGGCCGCCAUGGUCGGUCAGGAAGACCUGGGUCAUCGCCGCGGCCGCGGCGUCAUCGUCAACGUAGCCUCCAUGUACGGCGUCGUCGGGCCCAAGAGCCCUCUCUACCAGAGCGCCUACGCGACGACCAAGCACGCGCUCGCCCUGACAGGCAUUCUCGGCCUCACAAAGGCGGACGCCAAUGCCUACGCCCCAGACAAGAUCCGGAUCAAUGCCAUCUGCCCCGGCUACGUCGCCACGCCCCUCACCGUGACUCACAUGGACGCGCAGCCCGAGAGCCCCCUGCACCAUCAUGUCGCGCAGACGCCCAUGAAGCGCAUGGCAACCCCCGAGGAGGUCGCCGACAGCAUCGUCUUCCUGGCCUCGCCCAUGAGCAGCUUCAUGCAUGGCGCGGCCCUCGUUGUCGACGGGGGGUUCACCAGCAACUAA